AUGCCAGAUAGUGACUACAGCUACGUCGCUGUAAAAGUCUAUAUUCAGUCUCCCACAUCCCAGCCUCGGAUCAAUCGUGAGGUGGAAGCAUACAAGCAUCUCGCGAUUGUUCAAUCAUCACACGUCGGGAGACGAUUCAUACGCAAUGUGGUUGAUUCCUUUGAGCUCGAGCGACCAGACGGGAGCCAUCAUCACUGCCUGGCUUACGAGCCCCUUCAGAUAACCUUAUUCGACUUCCAGAGACUUGGCGGUAACACGAAGGGGCUACCAGAACAACUGGUCAAAGGGGCCCUACGGCAUCUACUCCAGGCUCUAGAUUUCCUUCAUACAGAAGCCAACAUUGCACAUUGCGACCUCAAAGCUAGCAAUAUCAUGUUGACAGUUGAGGAUGAAAAUAUUUUUGAGGAUUUUGAACAAGCCGAAAAAGCAGAUCCGUCCCCCCGAAAACUGAUCAACGAUGAGAGCUCGAUCUACGCCACGCGAGAUUUUCGCCCCCCAAGAAAUCAUGCCUGGGGCUAUCCCGUGCUGUGUGAUUUCGGGGAGGCUCGCAUCGGUGCCAAUCAUCCACAUGAAUGGAUCCAGCCCGAGAUAUACAGAGCCGCUGAAAUCCUCCUGGAAUUAGAUUGGUCUCAUAGUGUGGAUGUUUGGAAUGCCGGUUGUCUGGCGUGGGAUCUCUUAGAACAGAAGCACCUCUUCGAUGAGGAAGGCUACACCAACAGUUACCAUAUCGCGGAGAUGGUUGCGUACCUUGGAACUCCGCCGUUGGAAUUUCAGCGACGGAGUAUACGUUCGCCUUUGGUGUUCACAGACGAUGGUACGUACUUUCUCACUAUCAUCUUUCAGCGUGACUGCAGCCUCAUAUGCUACAAAUCAGGCCACUGGAAGUGA
Molecule: messenger RNA, 888 nt
Organism: Aspergillus terreus NIH2624
Lineage: Eukaryota; Fungi; Ascomycota; Eurotiomycetes; Eurotiales; Aspergillaceae
Exons: 3
Coding region: 1-888 (295 amino acids)
Biological process (GO): protein phosphorylation
Molecular function (GO): protein kinase activity; ATP binding
Source: RefSeq, a predicted model, not a curated record